Marasmius oreades (fairy-ring Marasmius) is the source of this 1160-nucleotide messenger RNA. RefSeq lists its product as uncharacterized. The coding region runs from base 7 to 1095 and encodes 362 amino acids. NCBI's taxonomy places the organism in Eukaryota, Fungi, Basidiomycota, Agaricomycetes, Agaricales, Marasmiaceae. Gene Ontology annotation, biological process: reciprocal meiotic recombination; homologous chromosome pairing at meiosis; protein sumoylation. The record is from RefSeq and is a predicted model, not a curated record. Gene Ontology annotation, molecular function: SUMO transferase activity. Gene Ontology annotation, cellular component: synaptonemal complex. The transcript is spliced from 7 exons.
CAUGUCAUGGCUACAGCACCAACAGAGUUUGAUUUUUGGCAGUUCGUCAGCUGCGCAAAGUGUCAACUCACAUUUCUCUCUGGACCGGAUACCGUAGCGAAUGUUCCAUUUUGGCUGACGGAAUGUGGUCAUGUUAUUUGCAACAAUCACCUCAAGUCAGAUCGAAGUUGUGCGCAAUGCGGAGCGCAAGGGAUCCAGUUUCUACCUUUACAGCGUGAGAUGGACCCGCCGAUGUCAGACUGGUUUCGAUCUGUGCCUCACAUGCUAGACGCUGCCGCAUAUGCCACAAAGUUUCAACAAGAAGCUAUGGCGGCCCAAAUCAGAAUUCUGAAGGCUCGCCACCAUCAACAAAGGCUAUAUAUCGACAAACUCAAACGAGAAAUCGUAGAACUACAGAGAAUGAACGAGUUACUACAACGUCAGUUCCAUCCCGAUUACGCGCAUUCUGGUCUCGUAGAAUACGGUGAAGAACCUUCAUCCUUUGUCAACCCAAACGGAAAACGGUCGAUGGGAAGUUCGGUGAAAGAUAACAGGUCGUCAACAACAUCCAGCCCCCGUCGAAUGACCACACCAGUUGGAAUGAACCGACUCACACUCCCACUUGGCCAGAGACCCCCGCAUCUCUCUUCCAAACAGGGUGACCUGCGAGAUCUUAGUGAUACUAAUGACUCACAGCAAAGGAAACCAGGUUCGAGUCGAUUUCAACAGGAAUAUUCCUAUGACCCAUCCCCAAAGCAAUCCUCUGGCAUUCGUGGUCAUGCAACUUCCCGGCGAGGAAAAUCUGGAAAACAUUUCAACAUGCUAUCCGGUCAAAGGCAACAGAGUUCUCAGCAGAUGCCCCCUCCUCCAGCUCCUUGUGCUGCUUUGGCUACCCAGUGUUCUGUCGUUCCACGUGGAAAUCUUUCUUCGACCGGUACAAGUUUCUCUCAACGGUUUUCUCCCUUCGUAUCAAGCAAGAUUACACCCCUUUCACGAACUCCUUCAAUCUUACCCACGAACCGCCUACUAGAGCCGUCUUCUUCAAGGGUACCCUCAAGGGCCAACGCUAUGUUGACUGGCGGGGGACAAAGAACGCCUUUCGUUCCAAAAUGCUGACAAUGUCCGAGUAUGUGUAAAUUCUGUGAUGUACAGUACUUAAUUACGCGGACCAUCACUAUACC